This is a messenger RNA of Poeciliopsis prolifica (blackstripe livebearer), 1054 nucleotides long. Its product is annotated as protein unc-13 homolog B-like. The record is from RefSeq and is a predicted model, not a curated record. NCBI's taxonomy places the organism in Eukaryota, Metazoa, Chordata, Actinopteri, Cyprinodontiformes, Poeciliidae. Bases 181 to 504 code for a protein of 107 amino acids. Gene Ontology annotation, biological process: synaptic vesicle priming; neuromuscular junction development; dense core granule priming. The transcript has a single exon. Gene Ontology annotation, molecular function: diacylglycerol binding; syntaxin-1 binding; calmodulin binding. Gene Ontology annotation, cellular component: presynaptic membrane; plasma membrane; presynaptic active zone cytoplasmic component.
GCACAUUAGCAGAUUAGCAAUAGUGUAAUCUACCACUGCAGAUGUGGACCUCAAAUAAAAGUAAAAUGUUUUGAUUUAAAAUGGAAAAUUAGAUCAUCAAAAGCUAGGUGUACGAAUGUUUUUAAAGUUUCAGAAAAAGCACAAAAUCAGGAAUUAGCUCUGCAAUUAGCGCCCUAGCCCAUGUGCUCCCACUCCUGUGUUCUGCUCUCGCUCUGCAGCGUUCUGGGUGUUCAGGACGGGUUCGAGUGCUACGAGGUUCAAGCCUGCGUCAAGGACUACUGCUUCGGCCGCGCCGACUGGGUGGUGGGCCUGGCCGUGGUGCAGCUGAGGGACAUCAUGGAGAGGGGCAACUGCGCCUGCUGGUGCCCCCUGGGGCAGCGCAUCUCCAUGGACGACACGGGCCUGACCGCCAUGCGGAUCCUCUCCCAGCGCUCCAACGACGACGUCGCCAAGGAGUUCGUCCGGCUCAAGUCCGAGACCCGAUCAGCAGAGGAGGGAAGAUGAGGCUCUGCUUGAUGCAGUGGCACUGCUUUGACCUCUGACCUGUCUUGGCUGCUGUGUAAAACCUCACCAGCUUCCAGUGUUCUUCAACUUCACAUUUUUUUAAGUCUCGUCCGCCUCUACUGAGGAGACAGAACCCAUCCAGAACCUGUCAAAGGGCCGAAUAAGAACCCACCCGCCCCGAGUGUUCUUGUGCAAUAAAUCCAACCCACCCCUCCCAAAGUGUGGCCAAGUGGUUCAAGCCUUACACUCUGCAAGCUGUGAAUGUGUGUUCAUGUAAAAGGAAAGAAAUCCCUGUUUUUAAUGAACACAAGUCAAAUAUUUCACUUCACUUAGCAAAGAAAAACUACAAAUCACAAUUUGUUUUCUAACAGUUUGAGCAGGAAAAUGCCUUGUCAUGCAGAAACGAUGCUAAUCCUCGUUUUCACAUGAAAAAUGUUUGAAUUUAACUCAUCGCUUCAUUUCAUCCUCUAUUGGUAGUAAUUUUUAUUUCUCUGUUUUCUGCAUGUCAUGACCAUUUUAUUUAUAUUUUUGUAUAUUUAUUUCCCUUUUA